AUGACGGGAGAGUCGAGUAUAUCUAUCUAUCUAUCUAUCUAUCUAUUCGUUCGCCUGCUUCUUUUUGAUUCCUUCAUAAACUUCUUUUUUUUCCUUUUCUUCUUUUCAUCACUUACGUUUUUAUCCUCGUUUCUCUUUCACAAAUCUCCUCCUCCUCCUCUUCUUCUUCUUCUUCUUCUUCUUCUCGCCGCUUCAUGUGAUUCUUGUUCGUUUCAACCACCCAAUUUACACCUAUCUUACCUAGAUUUUGGGAUCUAUCUAUCUAUCUAUCUAUCUAUCUAUCUAUCUAUCUAUUAUACCUGGCGACGACUUAUUGAAAUACAAGCGUCCACCGUGAAAACUACUCUACAACACUAUCUAUCUAUCUAUCUAUCUAUCUAUCUAUCUAUCUAUCUCAGUCUCUUCAUUAUCUAUCUAUCUAUCUAUCGUUUCAUACACGCUUAUAUUUCUUGCCCCCCAUUCUCUCGCUCUAUGUUUCAUAACAAAUUGCUCUUGGUAUCUAUCUAUCUAUCUAUCUAUCUAUCUAUCUAUCUAUCUAUCUAUCUAUUUCCUCUUGGGAUUUCUUUCUUUCUUUUCGAUCUUUCUUUCUUUUUUUGUGUCCUCUAUUGCUUAUAUGUCUUUCAAAUUUUGAUCUUUCUUUCUUUUUCUUUCUUUUUUGCUUGCUUAUUUCUUAAUCUCUUUUAUCCCAAAAUUAUUGUUAAUACGCCUUCCAAAAUUUGCAUCUUUCUUUCAGUUUUCCACAUUCUUGCCCAGUUCUUUCUUUCUUUCUUUCUUUCUUUCUUUCUUUCUUUCUUUCUAUUUGUUUUUAGUUUACCCAACUCUUUUAUCUAUCUAUCUAUCUAUCUAUCUAUCUAUCUUCUGCUUAAUUUGUAUUUAGCUUUCCCAGUUCUUUUUUUUUUUCUUUCUUUCUUUCUUUCUUCUUUUUUCUUUCUUUCUUUUUUUCUUUCUUUCUUGCUUUCUUUCUUUCUUUUUUGUUUGAUUGUCUGUUUCUUAAUCUCUUUUCACACUUUCUUUCUUUCUUUCUUUCUUUCUUUCUUUCUUUCUUUUGCUUCCUUAUCAAAAUUUGCUUUUUUCUUUCUUUUCAACUUUUUUUGCUUUCUUUUUAAUUUUCCAUGUUGUUUAUACGCCUUCAAAAAUCUGCUUCUUUAUUUCUUUCUAUCUUUCUUUCUUUUCAAUUUUCCACAUUGUUUAUCCGCCUUUCAAAAUUUCUUUCUUUCUUUCUUUCUUUCUUUCUUUUCUAUAUUGUUUAUCCGCCUUUCAAAAUUUCUUUCUUUCUUUUCAAUUUUCUAUAUUGUUUAUCCGCCUUUCAAAAUUUUUUCUUUCUUUCUUUCUUUCUUUCUUUCUUUCUUUCUUUUUCUUUCUUUCUUUUCUAUAUUGUUUAUCCGCCUUCCAAAAUUUGCUCUUUCUUUCUUUCUUUCUUUCUUUCUUUCUUUCUUUCUUUCUUUCUUUCUUUCUUUCUUUUCAGUUUUCCACAUUGUUUAUCCGCCUUUCAAAAUUUCUUUCUUUCUUUCUUUCUUUCUUUCUUUCUUUCUUUCUUUCUUUUUUUCUUUCUUUUCCCUUUUCUAUAUUGUUUAUCCGCCUUUCAAAAUUUCUUUCUUUCUUUCUUUCUUUCUUUCUUUCUUUCUUUCUUUCUUUUCAGUUUUCCACAUUGUUUAUCCGCCUUUCAAAAUUUCUUUCUUUCUUUCUUUCUUUCUUUCUUUCUUUCUUUCUUUCUUUCUAUAUUGUUUAUCCGCCUUCCAAAAUUUUCUCUUUCUUUCUUUCUUUCUUUCUUUCUUUUCAGUGUUCCAUAUUGUUUAUACACAUUCCAAAAUGGGCUUCUUUAUUUUUCUUCUUUGCCUUGUCAGAUUCUAA
Molecule: messenger RNA, 1851 nt
Organism: Acanthosepion pharaonis
Lineage: Eukaryota; Metazoa; Mollusca; Cephalopoda; Sepiida; Sepiidae
Source: the annotation of a GenBank genome assembly